Meleagris gallopavo (turkey) is the source of this 3284-nucleotide messenger RNA. NCBI's taxonomy places the organism in Eukaryota, Metazoa, Chordata, Aves, Galliformes, Phasianidae. The record is from RefSeq and is a predicted model, not a curated record.
CGGAGAUGUGUUCUUGACACCUGGUCGCCCUGUUGAUGAUCUCCUGAUGUAUUUGAGCCUUGUACUUUCAGCCUCUGAAGGAAUUUUGCUUGCAGCCCUCACAGCUGCUCUGCAGGGGGACACAAUGCAGUGUCUUUGCCUAAGUGAUUUUGGCGGGAAGAGCAGGGUCGAGCAGUCGCCAUAUUGCUACGGGCACUUGGAGGGCUUGUUGCACUCUCUCCUCUCAUCCUUGUGGCUUCACGGCUCUGCCAGACAUGGGAAAAUGCUAUCCCAGCACUGGGAAAGACUGGAGAAAUAAAAAUUUGUAGUUUAGCAAAAGUGAGAUGGGAGAGGAGGUGAGUAAAUGCCUGUGAGGUGCUGGAAGGUACCGUUGGUGACAGUGGAGCCGGUUCUCUCAGAGGAAGAGGAGCCGUUAGCAGGCAGCUCCACAAGGUGAGAGAGGUCUGAGGAGGAGCAGAACGCUGGGGGCACCACUGGUUUGCUGGCAGCUCCUAGAGAGAACAAGGCGUGCGGAGCCCAGAUCACCAGCAUCAUGCUCCUUGGGCUUGGAUCGUAGAUCCCCCUCUUUGAACGUUAAAAUAACUCCUUCGCACAUCAGCGUCCCAGACAGACCCAGCGAGACAACAGGCACGUGAAAGAGAGUGAAAAGAAAGAGGAGGAAGAGAAAAAUCUGCAACCAAGUGGACUAAAGCAAAAAGAAAGAGUGCUUUGCUUGCACAGCUGCAAAGUGGGAAUUUAAAGAACUGCAGAGAGAAAUUCCAGCUCAUCAGCACAUACACAUUGCAGAAUUACAGAUCCAGGUAGAAAUGACAUCAACAGGGAAAGAAGGCAGCGGAGCUCAACAUGCACAAUAUGUUGGACCCUAUCGUUUGGAGAAAACCCUAGGAAAAGGACAGACAGGGCUCGUGAAGUUGGGGGUUCACUGUGUCACAUGUCAGAAGGUUGCGAUAAAAAUUGUCAACAGAGAGAAGCUCAGCGAGUCGGUGCUAAUGAAGGUGGAGCGGGAAAUAGCCAUCCUGAAGUUGAUAGAGCAUCCCCAUGUUUUAAAGCUGCAUGACGUUUACGAAAAUAAAAAAUAUUUGUACUUGGUGCUAGAACACGUGUCAGGUGGGGAGCUCUUCGACUAUCUUGUAAAAAAGGGAAGAUUGACACCAAAAGAAGCCAGGAAGUUCUUCCGACAAAUCAUCUCUGCUUUAGACUUCUGCCAUAGUCAUUCAAUAUGCCACAGGGACUUAAAACCAGAAAACCUACUGCUGGAUGAAAAGAACAAUAUCCGGAUAGCAGACUUUGGGAUGGCAUCGCUGCAGGUUGGGGACAGCUUGUUAGAAACCAGUUGUGGAUCACCGCAUUAUGCCUGCCCUGAAGUUAUCCGGGGAGAAAAGUAUGAUGGAAGAAAAGCAGACGUCUGGAGCUGUGGAGUCAUUUUAUUUGCGUUGCUAGUGGGUGCCCUGCCGUUUGAUGACGACAACUUGCGGCAGCUGUUGGAGAAGGUGAAACGUGGAGUGUUCCACAUGCCACAUUUUAUCCCUCCGGACUGUCAGAACCUCUUGCGGGGGAUGAUUGAAGUGGAUGCCUCGAAACGUCUCACGCUAGAACAUAUUCAGAAACACAUAUGGUAUAUAGGGGGUAAGAAUGAGCCAGAACCAGAGCAACCAAUCCCUCGAAAGGUGCAGAUUCGUUCUCUCCCUUCCUUGGAGGAUAUUGAUCCAGACGUGUUAGAUAGCAUGCACUCGUUAGGCUGCUUCCGUGACCGAAAUAAACUCUUACAGGACUUGUUGUCAGAAGAAGAAAACCAAGAGAAAAUGAUUUAUUUUCUUCUGCUUGACCGGAAGGAGAGAUAUCCUAGUCAUGAAGAUGAGGAUCUUCCCCCUAGAAAUGAAAUAGAUCCCCCCAGGAAGCGUGUGGACUCCCCAAUGCUGAACAGGCAUGGGAAGCGACGACCAGAGAGGAAGUCGAUGGAGGUUCUCAGUGUGACAGAUGGCGGCUCCCCCGUCCCUGCUCGCAGAGCUAUUGAAAUGGCACAACAUGGACAGAGUAAAACAAUGUUCAGUAAAAGCCUGGAUAUCUCUGAAGCCAAUCCCAAAUUCAACAAAGAAGAAAGGUCUCGGUCAAUCAGCGGCGCUUCAUCUGGGCUCUCCACCAGUCCUCUCAGCAGUCCAAGGGUCACCCCUCACCCCUCUCCAAGGGGAAGUCCCCUCCCUACCCCCAAGGGGACACCUGUCCAUACGCCAAAGGAGAGCCCAGCAGGCACACCCAACCCAACACCACCAUCCAGCCCCAGCAUUGGAGGAAUGCCAUGGAGAACACGGCUCAACUCAAUCAAGAAUAGUUUCCUGGGGUCUCCUCGCUUCCAUCGCCGGAAAUUGCAAGUACCUACACCAGAGGAAAUGUCCAAUUUAACCCCAGAAUCAUCCCCAGAGCUUGCCAAAAAGUCCUGGUUUGGUAACUUCAUUAAUCUGGAGAAAGAAGAACAGAUUUUUGUGGUCAUUAAGGACAAACCACUAAGCUCCAUUAAGGCUGAUAUUGUCCACGCUUUCCUGUCGAUUCCAAGCCUCAGUCACAGUGUCAUCUCACAGACAAGUUUCCGUGCAGAGUACAAGUCCACAGGAGGUCCUGCUGUCUUCCAGAAGCCGGUUAAGUUCCAGGUGGACAUAACAUACACAGAAGGGGGAGAAGCGCAGAAGGAAAACGGGAUCUAUUCUGUCACUUUCACACUCUUAUCAGGUCCAAGCCGUCGUUUUAAGAGGGUAGUAGAAACCAUUCAGGCACAGUUGUUAAGCACACAUGACCAGCCUUCAGUGCAGCAAUUAUCAGACACCACUAACUGUAUGGAGUUGAUGACUGGCAGACUUUCCAAAUGUGACGAGAAGAACGGGCAGGUGAGCCAUCCCCCCGGCACGCCAACCAAGCAUAGCGCAAACAGCAAGCGGAGCGAUUCCGGUUCUAAUGACUAUGGGUCUAGAGGAGACAAUAAGUACCCUGCUGGCAAAGACAAGGCAAAGAUGGUCUCAUCAGUCGGCCUACAAGACCAACCUUAAAUAAACACAUAAAAAAUUAAAUAACUUAGAAACAAAAUCAAAAACAAACAAACAAACAAAAAUAAAGCAAGAAAGAAUGAAAGAAUAUUCCUUAGCGAGCUAGCCUCUAAACUAGAAGGAUGUAUAUACCUUGCCACAACAGUACAAAACUGUCUAUAGACAAAUUUUGUAUGAAGGAAUGACUGUAUAUAUAUACAUAUAUAUAUUUAUAUAUGAUAUAUAAUAUAUAUCUCAGAAACAAACACA